This is a messenger RNA of Microplitis mediator, 5878 nucleotides long. RefSeq names its product inactive dipeptidyl peptidase 10. The transcript has 13 exons. The record is from RefSeq and is a predicted model, not a curated record. NCBI's taxonomy places the organism in Eukaryota, Metazoa, Arthropoda, Insecta, Hymenoptera, Braconidae. Gene Ontology annotation, molecular function: dipeptidyl-peptidase activity; serine-type peptidase activity. Gene Ontology annotation, biological process: proteolysis. Bases 1905 to 4460 code for a protein of 851 amino acids.
AAACGACGAGAAGGAUAUCAGUGUCCACGGGAUUGGCGGUGAAGUAACGACGGGAUGGGGCGGCGGAAGAGUGAAGGAAAGUACGGGAUGAAAUAAAAUAUAAAAAUAAAAAAAUUUAAGACAGGGAGGCGGUGGAGAUAGAUCGUUUAGUAGCACAAAGCUCGGCUUGGUCUAGUGUAGUUGUAGAAGCGGAAUUGGGUAGAAUGUAGAAAGAAAAGACUGAAAAGAGUAGGCACUAUAAAGAGAGGCAGAUGCCAAGCCGGAAAAAUGUCGAGAGAUGGAUAAAAGCGCGAGACGUAAGCCCGUGUGCGGGGGUGGCUACGAAGGAGGUGGACGGGAGGAGACCUGGAGGUGGUGCCAGUGCGGGGGUGCCAGUGGUACUAGAGGGCUGAGGGGAGCGCCAGUCGAGGCUGGGUGAGUAAAAAUGGCAAAGAAGGGAUACACUGGUUAUAUAGGUGUGUACAUAACGCGAUAGAGCAGUCGAGUUUUGUUGAAGCGAGACGGUGAGAGUUAUUGGGGGUGGUGAAAUGAGCGAGUUCGAGUUGUGUGCUACACCUAUCUGGUGAUACGUAAGUGCGAGGGAGAAAGACCUUCGUAAGUAAAGUAAGACGAGUGUAUGGAUGGAUCGCAAGGGCGCGUGAGUAGGGACUACGGGGGAUAUAUUCCGCGAGGUGGAUGAGUGAGGAGUAGAGGAAGAGAAAGAGAAAGAGAAAGAGGAGGAAGCAAUGGAGGAAGAGGAUUGGAGAGAGGGGCUAGAGUAGCAGCAGCAGCAGCAGCACCAGGAGGCCGAGGCUGCGGCGUACCCUCAGUGUCGGCGCAGUGGCCGGGCCAUCGUGUCGUAUGUCCGAAUCCCGUCACCGCGGGAUUCGAUCGGCUUUCCUGUCAACUCUUUACCUUAUACUACAUUAUUAAUAUUACUCUUACUAUUGUUGUUACAUAAAUAUAUAAAUAUAUAUAUAUUUUUUUUCAAACCACUGCACCCGCCAUGUGUUUUAGUUUUUAUCAAUCGAUUGUUUGGUUCCAACGAUUGCAAUCCUGAGGUGAUGGAUUUACUUUUUAUGGUUGAUAAAAAUUUUAAAAAUAUUUAAGGAGCGGUAACGGAGUUAAAAUAAUAAAUAAGGAAAAAAAUACGGUUAUUUUAUUUGAGUCGAGUCCUUGGUAGGACACUCGAGUGCAUUGAGACGAGGAUUCAUGUUACAGCCAAGGUGAUCCUUGGUAACGUAGAUAUAUAAAGCUAAAAAAUAAAACCGGGACUGUUCGAGUGCUGCAGACAUUUAUGGUGAUAAAUUAUACCCAAGAUGUGUAUAAGCCUUUGGGUACUGUGCUAAGUUUAAUAAAUCUCCUGUAAUUAUUUAUAAAUAUUAUUUAUCGCCCUCGUAAUUAUACACUCGACAUAUUUAAUAUUAUCAUAAAUUUUAGCUGUUUUUAAUUAAUAUUAUUUAUCGUAAUAUCGCGUAUGAUUUGGGUGAUCAAUGGUGGCGAGGAUGCUGUGCAGUGAAUGAGUUAAUAACAGGUGAAUUUAAAAUAUCCUCGAGCAAGUGUCUGUCAGUGUGUGUGUCUGUCAGGGAAAGUGAUAAAAAGGUGGAUCGGUCGGACAACAGGGUGAAUUUUUAAGGAGUAAGUCAUGCCGCCCGGGCGAGCUUGCCUCCAUUCAGCGGCCAGGAUCACUGCGCUCAUUCUCAUCAGCCCUCAUCGUCGUCUAAAGCUAAUGCUGAAUCGUCGCUACUGCUGAAAAGAGAAGACCGGAGGAGGAAUCCACAAGUUGGACUUGGAGCUGAGGCUGGACAUCAAGACACGAGAUUAUUUUAAAAGUGGGUAAUCUGGUGAAGCUGGAGCCCGUCACACGUGCCGUCUUUGGCUGCUCGUAGUGGCAACCGCUGGACGGGGAGGAGGCCAACCCCGAUAUGAACGCCAGCGUUAAUGUCGAGAGGAAUUCCUGGCGGCUGCCUCCCGACGAGACCGUCCAGGUUUCCGACCCUCGGACUAAGGAAGAAAUAAAAGAGGAUUCGUACGGCGACAGCGGUCACAACUGGAAGAGUAUAAUAUUCGCCCUGCUGGUUAUUGGAUUCGUAAUAGCCGGAAUCGUAACGGCAAUUUAUCUUCUAGGAUACGUAGACGAGCUAUUGUACUGGAGCGGGAGACGUCUCACACUAGAAGAGUGCCUUCAAGAGGAUCUGCCACCUCGUCGGUUGCCACCCGCCUGGGUAACUCAUGAUAAAUUCGUUUACCAAGCCGACGAUGGUUCAUUAGCGCUUCUCGAUACUUCCAACAACUCCGUCUCGCUGCUGGUGUCGAAUCACACUCUUAGACAGCUGAAUGUACAAGGCUAUCAGUGCAGCAGUAAUCUACGCUACGUGCUUUUUAAGCACGAUGUUAAACCAGUAUUCAGACACACGUUCACCGCUCUGUACACAGUUUACGACGUCACAAAUGACCACCAUACUCCCCUACGUCUUCACGCCUCGCCGCGAGUCCAGCCAACUAGACUGCAGUAUACCGCGUGGUUGGGCAACAGCACAUCACUAUUGAUGAUAUCCGAUAACAAUAUAUUCUUAAGAAUGUCGCCGUCGGCGCCAGAAGACAAGCGACUGACUGACACUGGAGUGCCUGGAAUUAUUUACAAUGGAGUACCAGACUGGCUCUAUCAGGAGGAAGUGCUUCCAAAACCUGAGGCUUUGUGGCCUAGUCCUGACGGCGGUCUGCUGCUCUACGCUGCUUUUAAUGACUCAAAAGUCACGUCUCUUGAGUUUCCGUGGUUCGGCAAUCAAAUGGGUCAGGAUGGUGCUAGUUCGAGUCCAGCGGGUAUUGUUAAGAAAGGAUCCUUUCCACCAUCGAAAUCCGUGAGAUAUCCGACGCCCGGAUCCCCAAACCCCGAAGUCUGUCUGUGGAUUCUCGAUCUCACCAACAUCACCACCGAUACAACUAAUGAAACUUUAAUUGCUUCUUUCGACAGGAUAAUGCUCAAACCACCGCCUAUACUCGAUGGCCAAGAGUUCUAUUUGAUAUCGGCGGGGUGGGUGGGGGAGCAGUCGGAUCAAAUAAGCAUAGUGUGGAUGACGCGAUCACAAAAUUUAUCAGUGGUAUCAGCGUGUCGUGCGCCCAAAUGGGAGUGCGAGGAGACACAUUCGGAGCGUGCACCAGAAGGCCAGUGGUUGGACGCACAGCCGCAUCCAGUGUUUGCGUCAGACGGGGGCAGUUUUUUGCUGCUAGCCGCGGUCCAGGAAGGCAACCAGGAGCACUUUACUCAUAUCAAACAUGUCGAGCUUACACAACAGAGAGUCGCCGUGUUGUCACAUGGCCGAUAUGAAGUCAGUGAAAUAUUGGCCUGGGACAGCAGCGCCCACUUGGUUUAUUACCUCGGUACACGUGAACGCAAACCAGGGCAGAAGCACUUGUAUGUGGUCAGAGACCCGACGACCGACGACCCGCGACGAUUAGAGCCCCUCUGCAUCACCUGCGAUCUCGGAGACGUUCUCUGGAGCAGUCGAUUCUAUUAUACCAAUUGUACACAUUUCGGUGCUUCGGUUAGUCCUUCAACAGAAACUAGACAAGGGUAUUAUGUGCUCCAUUGUGAAGGACCGGGAUUACCGCUUGCUGGAGUUCAUUCAGUCACUAACCACAAAAUGGUCCGUGUUCUAUAUGACUCGAGGGUUCAACAUGCUGAUAGAUUAGCCCAAUUAGCUUUGCCAACUCGCAAAAGUUUUGAAGUGCCGCUGCCACAGGGGUGGAGAGCCCAAGUCCAGCUCCAGCUGCCGCCGUCCUGGCGAGCAGAGCUCCGUGACGCGGCGUUCCCGGUCCUCGUGGAAGUGAACGGGCGGCCUGGGAGCAAGGCAGUGACGGACAAAUUUGAAAUCGACUGGGGGACUUACAUGUCAAGUCACAAUGACGUCGUGUAUGUCAGGCUGGAUGUCAGGGGGGCACGGGGCCAGGGCAAGCGGGCGCUUUUCCAUCGUAUUGGCGGCGUUGAAGUCCAGGAUCAAUUGACGGUACUACAGCAUCUAUUGGAUACUUAUCAGUAUCUGGACGAGACGCGGGUCGGUGUUUGGGGAUGGGGCUACGGUGGAUACGUAACUGCUAUGGUACUCGGCAGCCAGCAGAAUGUUUUCAAAUGCGGCAUUGCAGUCAAUCCUAUUGCAGAUUGGUUGUAUUACAAUUCAGCGUUCACGGAACGGGUCCUGGGCGCACCAAUCGAAAAUUACAAGGGAUAUGUCGAGGCGGAUUUGACUCAGCGCGCAAGAUUAGUACCGAGUCACAGCCUCUACCUUGUUCACGGUCUAGCUGACCUAACAGCGCCUUAUACACACGGUAUAGCCUUCGCCAAAGCUCUGUCUGAAGCUGGAGUUAUCUUUAGGUAUCAGAGCUAUGCGGAUGAGGAUCACGCUUUAACGGGCGUGAUCGAGCACGCUUAUCGAUCCAUGGAGGACUUCUUCACAGAGUGUCUCUCCCUGGAUGCCUCCUAGUGCCUCAACGACGAUUUCUUGCUCGUCAUUAAUACUGCGUCUUCUGCUUAUAACAGAAUUAAUACGGUCGUAAUUUAAUAUAUACAUAAAUAAAUAUAUAUAUAUACAUACUAAGCAAAUAUAUAUAUAGAUAGAUAUGAUAUAUUAAUAAAUAUGUAGAUAUAAGUGUCUUGUUAAGAAUGAGCGAGCGAAUGGCGGACUAGAUUAUUCUGUCGUUAUCCGAAGACUUGUAUUUAUUAUUAUUAUUAUCAUUAUUUCAAUUAUUUCAAUUAUUAUUAUUAUUUUUAUUACAUAAAAUAUCGUGAGAUUGUAAAGAUUCAGGUAAUUCCCAGGAAUUCGCGUAGUUUGCUCAAUGACUGAUUUAAAAAAAAUUCAAAAAUACGCGCGAAAGUUUACGGUCUAUGAGAAAAGUGAUUUCACUGUUAAAAAUUCGGAGUGAAUUCGAAGUGAUUACGGAUUUUAUUUAAAUCCGAUUGCACUCCGUUACUCGGCAUACGGAGUUUGUUUUUUUAGAGGAGUGAUUUCGGAGUGAUCUGGAUUUUAAUUCAAUCCGCAUUCACUCCAAACCGGAGUUUUGAUGUUUAAAUAAAAUCCCCUUCGGAGUGAAUUUUACUCCGAAGGGAUCAAAUAAAUAGUCACCUGCAUUCACUCCGCAAUUUUUUUACAGCGUAUUGAGCACUGCGAUAAUUAUAAAUUACUAAUUACUAAUAAUAAGUUUUACACAAUAUUUACUACAGAGAGUAACGUAAUUAUUUAAAUAAUUAAUAAGAGUUGAGGUUAAAGGAUAUCGCGUUUAUUAGCAAUAUAUUUAUAAGUGUAAUGACGUGCAAUGUAUUAAUUGUAAUAAUAAGUACGGAGUUAGUCUUUUAUUAAGGAUGUUAUAUAUGUGAGCUCAUAAUAAUAUACAUAUAUAUAUUUGAUUAAUAAUUAUUUAUUUAUUUAUUUAUAAGUUGCCGGACUGUAAGAAGAGUGUAGAAAAUAAUAGCUUGUGGUAAAUUUAAUAUUCAAGAUCGCUACCUUUUAAAUAUAACAUUUACAUCUUACAUAUAUCACAUUAGGGUGUUUCAGAAAAAACAAAUUUUUUUUUGGUAUGCAAAAAUUGAAAGUAUACCUGAAAAUAAAAAUUUUGGUGCCAAUCCGAGCUCUUAAUAAUAAUAUUAAGGUUUGUCUCAAUCCAUUUUUCUAUUUUCCAUUUAAAUAACAUAGGAAAAAAAUUUUUUUUUUUUAGAAUUUUCUAGCUUACAGACCACUCAACGGAUUUUUAUGCGAAAUAGAACUUUGUGUAGGAAAUUGAACGCUCUACAAAUAAAGUCUCUUAUCAUUUUUCGAUAAAUCCCACUGUUCAAAAGUUAUUUAAGCUUCAAGUCAAAUUUAUAGUAAAUUUUGAGAUCUUUUCACUUUUCUGGCGAAACUAUCAG